AUGUCUUCAAAUAUCUUGGCAGUAGCUGCCCUGGGCUGACAUUUCACCUUAGGGAGUUUGUUUUUUUCACUUGUUGUCGGUUUCACACUGUGGGAUUAUGAAGUUCUCCAACAGAGCACAGUUGAUUGCCCUCAGCCCAGCAGUGCUUUUGAAAUCAUUGCAUCUGAUUCCAUUGAAGACAAGUUUUCUCUGCUGGAUGUUGAAGCGUCUCUGAAAGCCAGUUUCCUGGGUGGACUGAUUGAAGUUGGAGGAUCUGCCAAGUAUCUGAAUGAUACAAAAAUAUUCAAGAACCAGAGGAGAGUGACACUUCAAUACAAAGCCAAUUUCAAACAGUUGAUGACUGAUCUUGGAAACAACCACAUUCAGUAUUCAGAAUUAUUUGAGAGCAUCCAGGCAACGCAUGUAGUGAUAGGCAUCCUUUAUGGGGCAAAUGCUUUCUUUGUGUUUGACAGUGACAAAGUCGAUUCUAGCAAAGUUCAGGAAAUCCAAGGCAGAAUGGAAGCAGUGAUAAAAAAGAUUCCCUCGGCUGAAAUUUCAGGGUAAGGUGGUGUCCAGCUAACCAGUGAAGAAAAUGCCAUAACCAACAACUUCUCCUGCAAAUUCCAUGGGGACUUCUUUCUUGCAAGCAACCCUACAACUUUUCAGGAUGCAGUGCAAACCUACCAGCAACUUCCUCAAAUGAUAGGGAAACAAAAUACUUUUCCAAUGACAGUAUGGCUCAUGCCACUGACAAAUUUUUAUUCUGAAGCACCUCAGAUGGUCACUGAUAGCAGCACUCCAAUAUUUGGAGAAGUUCGCAACACUCUGGAAACCAUAAGGCAACUGGAAAUGAGAUGCAACAAUUCUCUAGAAGACAAAAUAGUGGAAAUGUUUCCACAGAUUCAAAAGAAGCUGUGCAAUUUCCAAAACAUCUGUAAUGACUACAUGUUAAACCUUCAACAGACCAUUGUGAAGAAACUUCUGUGCUUCUGGAGAGGAGAGGAAGAUGAAAGUGCAAUUCUGAAAGUCUUUGAAGAAAACCUCAAAUCACCAUUGAACAUCAACAGCUUGAACAUGUGGCUGGCAUGUGAAGAGAGAGAGAUCAAUGUUGUUAGGUCUUGCAUGGAUAUUAUGGAGGGAGCAAAGGUCAAGACUGUCUCAGGUCAGUUAAGUUAAGUUACGUUAAGUCAAGUAUGCACACUGAAUAUAUCACAGUGAUUAUGAUAGAACAGUGG
Thunnus maccoyii (southern bluefin tuna) is the source of this 1214-nucleotide messenger RNA. RefSeq names its product neoverrucotoxin subunit beta-like. The record is from RefSeq and is a predicted model, not a curated record. Lineage: Eukaryota; Metazoa; Chordata; Actinopteri; Scombriformes; Scombridae.